This is a messenger RNA of Heterotrigona itama, 576 nucleotides long. NCBI's taxonomy places the organism in Eukaryota, Metazoa, Arthropoda, Insecta, Hymenoptera, Apidae. The record is from the annotation of a GenBank genome assembly.
AUGAAUUCUUUUUCAACAAAAUGCAAAUUUUUGUAUCGAAAAAACGUUCUACAGGUGGAACUCCAAAGAGAUCGUACGUGUAUGCUAAAGUACGGGAAGAUCGGAAGAGAUCUGACUGUAUUUUGUGCUGUAUUUCUGUACUGUGGUAACAUAUUCUACGUCACAGUUCUGCAAUAUGCGAUAGGAUCGCAAAUAGAUGAUAAUAAUCUUAGACGAUCUGGUCGAUGGGAAAUUUUCCAAAAAAAGUCACAAUUCGAACACUCGGCUGAUGGAAAUCGUACAACGUCAUACAAAAAUUUUGAAGUACAAACACGAAGUAAACCAUUGUCUAUCACUAUUCAAAAACAUGUCACGCGCUAUUGCAGAUUUUCUGCGAUGUUUGAAACGAUUCUGCAGGAAGUGUGCCUUUUCGAAUUCGUUGGUACCACGUUUCUAAUAUGCUUGCUCGAGUACUAUUGCAUAAUGGACUGGCAACACGACAAUAAACUCGGUGUGUUAACGUAUUUCACGGUACUAACAUCUAUGACAUUUAACAUAUCCAUGUGGUGUUACAUCGGCGAUCUACUGAUAGAAAAG